Messenger RNA from Aspergillus glaucus CBS 516.65, 1263 nucleotides. Its product is annotated as thiamine diphosphokinase. The coding region runs from base 252 to 1145 and encodes 297 amino acids. Lineage: Eukaryota; Fungi; Ascomycota; Eurotiomycetes; Eurotiales; Aspergillaceae. Gene Ontology annotation, molecular function: thiamine diphosphokinase activity; thiamine binding; ATP binding. Gene Ontology annotation, biological process: thiamine diphosphate biosynthetic process; thiamine metabolic process. The transcript is spliced from 3 exons. The record is from RefSeq and is a predicted model, not a curated record.
CUUGUCCAAAGCACCAUAGUGACCAUUCCAGUCAUACCAAGCUUGAAUUAGGUGGCACAGCAAGUCCACAAAAUCCACGCCAAUCUGCGGUGGGGCAGAUUUACAGUAGAGACUAGAGCUGAUGAUAUCAAUACCCGAUCGGGAAAACUCAUCUUAAUCCCACGACCACCAUAUCCCAGCCCCAACCACAAUCAACAUAUGCAUACAAGUAUACCAAACUGUCCCUAACCCAUUUAAUCUAAUUCCGCAAAAUGGACUGGGACCCAACCCAAUUCUUCCGCACCGACGCACAUAACCCCCCCUCACCAUAUGCUCUCCUCGUCCUCAACCAGCCGAUCAACGAGAAAGCCUUCAAGGUGUUACGGGAACAUGCAAACUACACAAUCUGCGCCGACGGCGGCGCAAACCGUUUCUACGAUCUUAUGCGAAAAAACGGCCUUGAAUCUACCAUUCUCCCUGAUUGUAUAAUCGGUGACCUAGACUCCAUCCACGCCUCAGUCCACACACACUACUCAUCCCUAGGCGUAACCAUAAUCCAAGACCCAGAUCAGUACUCGACGGAUUUCACUAAGAGUCUUAAAUAUCUGCGCACACAUACCCCAGAUAUCACCUCCCCAUCCCCCUCUUCCCAUUCAUCAUACCCCCAAACAGCGGGAAACGGGCGCCUGGAAAUCCUCAUCCUAGGCGGUCUCGGCGGCCGCGUCGACCAAGCCUUCUCGCAAAUCCACCAUCUCUACCUUAUGACGAGGAGUUACUCGUCUGACCAGGCAGCGGGGAAUUUGUAUCUUGUGUCAGAGGAGAGUUUGACGUUUAUUCUGCAGCCGGGGAGGAAUGUCAUCCGCACUCCCAAAACAAACAGACCCAUUCCCGGGUCAGCCGCCGAUUCUACUGAUUCUACUGGCUGUGGAGGCGACGGUGAAAGUGAAACGCAUCUUCUCGAAGAGAAUGUCGGGAUAAUUCCGAUUUCUGGUCCGGCAAGGAUUACCACGAAAGGAUUCCAGUGGGAUGUUGAGGAUUGGCCGACGGAGAUUGGGGGCCAACUUAGUACGAGUAAUCAUAUACGGGCUGAUGUGGUGGAGGUUACGGCUGAGGUGCCGAUUUUGUUUACGGUGGAGUUGGCGAAGAGGUUUAAGAGGGUUCGGUGAGCUGUGGAUCAGGGAUCGAUGGAUUUGAAAAAUGUUGGAGGGAUACCUACAGUGGAUAACAAGUCAUACAAUUUAUUCAAUUGAGAAAACUAACCAAGUGCUCUAAGCACGAAUCAAU